AUGCACCCUGCGACUGACCCUGCAACGGACUCUGCGACGGCCCUCGCUGUACUCCGUAGCGGACCUAGCUUUAAGGAGAACAGCGUACCUGUGACUGUAUCCGGUGACUCGCAAACAGUGGAGCCCGGGACAGCAGGGCAGGACAGAGCGGUGGGACGAGCGGAGGAGGCACAUGGCAGGAAAGCUGAAUGGAAGGACAAGGGAGUAGAUACGUCAGGAGGAGAGAGAGGAGAGGAAGAAGGAGGAGGAGGAGGUGGAGGAGGAGGAGGGGAGUUGCAGGGAUCCCCAGGAAGUGAGGCGAGAGGUGUAGCACAGGGUGCCGCAGCGACGGUUGCGGCGACCGCGGUGGUGAUGGCGACGGGAGACGCGGCGAAGGAGGCGGGAGACGACGACGCGGUGGUGCGCGCGGGGCGCAGCGAUACGGGGUGGCAGUGGAUGGAGAAGGUGCGCGGGAGCGCGGGCAUGGCGGCACAACCGGCGCAGCUGACGCAGUGCAUAGAGCGGUCCAAGACGCAUAAAGUCCCUGCGGCACGCACCAACGGCUACCUGGUUGUUACGGCCAACGGAGGACUCAACCAGAUGCGCGCAGCGAUAUGCGACAUGGUGGCCGUGGCUCGUCUCAUGAAUGCCACGCUGCUGCUGCCUCGCCUCGACCACUCCUCCUUCUGGGCCGACCCCAGCGAGUUUUCGGACAUCUUCGAUAUAGAGCAAUUCAUUAAGGUGCUGCAGCCUGAUAUCCGCAUUGUGCGGUCGCUGCCUGUCCACCUGCAGUCCGUGCAGGCGCCAGAGAUUCAACCCAUAUCCUGGUCUAACGCGUCCUACUACAAGGAUCAGCUGCUGCCGUUGCUGAAGAAGCACCAAGUGCUCUCCUUCCCUCUCUCCGAUUCACGCCUCGCCAACAACCGCCUGCCAGCGUCGCUGCAGCGCCUGCGGUGCCGUGCCAACCAGCAGGCACUGGCUCACACGGAGCCCAUACAGGCCGCGGCCAGGGAGGUGGUGCAGCGGCUCAGGGAGCGAGGCCCGCGCUUCAUAGCACUGCACUUAAGGUAUGAGAAGGACAUGUUGGCGUUCACGGGGUGUGAGCACGGGCUGAGCGCGCAGGAGGGCGAGGAGCUGAGGGCGAUGCGCAUGGCGGUGGCGCGGUGGAAGGAGAAGGACAUCAACGGGGAGACCAGGCGCCGCGACGGGCUGUGCCCGCUCACACCACGCGAGACGGCGCUCAUGCUGAGGGCGCUGGGCUUUGGCAAUGACACGGUGCUGUACGUGGCCGCUGGCCCCAUCUACGGCUCCAAGGGCCUUCAGGAUCUGGAGGCUAUUUUCCCCAACACCUUCACCCACUCCACCAUCCUGCCGCCAUCGCAGCUCGCCUCACUAUUGCCCUUCCAGAACCGCCUGGCAGCUGUGGACCACGAGGUUUCGGUACAGAGCGAUGCGUUUGUGUUCACGUAUGAUGGCAACAUGGCCAGAAUGGUGCAGGGGCACCGGCGGUUUCACGCGCAUGUGCCUACCAUCGACCCUGAUAAGUGA
Closterium sp. NIES-65 is the source of this 1527-nucleotide messenger RNA. The record is from the annotation of a GenBank genome assembly. Lineage: Eukaryota; Viridiplantae; Streptophyta; Zygnematophyceae; Desmidiales; Closteriaceae.